AUGCCUCGUCCAACCAACAAUGACAAUGAUCCCAAUAUCAGGAUAACACAGCCACCAAAGACAAAAGUCAAUAGACGGCUACAAAUAGCAUUGGUGUUAGUGGGAAUCAUAUGCGCUGCACUGGUUGCUACUGUUGUAUGGUUACUUGUGCAUACCCAAAAGGAAAAAACUACCAAUCACUGCAUAAGCAACCCUUGCAAAAAUGGUGCCAAGUGUGAGAACUCGGUGGCCUCGUUCCGAUGUUCUUGUUCUUCCGGUUACCAAGGGACAUGGUGUGGCAACGAAAUCAGUGAAUGUUCCAGCCAUCUUUGUCAGAAUGGUGGGACGUGUGUUGACAUGGUGAAUUCUUAUCAAUGUUUGUGUUCUGCCGGGUACUACGGGACAAACUGCCAAGUUAGAGACCAAUGUCACAACCAGCCCUGCCAAAAUGGCGCCACGUGUAGAAGUCAAACAUUUACGUAUUCUUGCAGCUGCCUUUCUAGGUAUACCGGCAGGAAUUGUGAAUCAGAUUUGCUGUACCGUUCCCUGUAUCGUCUUUUUGGAACAAUUGCCAAUGGAAAGUACAGUGGUAUAGUUGAAGUGUACCAUAAUGGAAGAUGGGGAACAGUUUGCGAUGACAGCUGGGAUAAUAAUGAUGCUAAAGUUUUCUGCAGGUCCUUACGUCUUCCCUAUUCCAACGCAAUUGGCAAACCGAGUGCGUAUUUUGGACAAGGUAAUGGAACUAUUUGGUUGGACGAUGUCCACUGCACAGGAUCAGAAUCCAACAUUGCAUCAUGUUCUCACAACGGUUGGGGGAAUCAUAAUUGCAGGCACAGUGAAGAUGCUGGUGUUAUUUGCUAUUGUAUCAUGGCAAGUACCACCCGUCUUAAUAAAAACACAGCGUAUGAAAAUGCAACAUACAGGCCAGGCACGACAUCACAGGUGGAACUUACUCCAGCGGAGACACCAAAUGAUUACCAGAGCUUAAUAAUUCAUCAUCCCAUCGAAAAUGCCGUUGAUCAAAAUGAAAGGAUUACACAGCCACCAAAGACUAAAGUUAAUAAGGGCUUACUCACAGCGUUGGUCUUGGUAGGGUUACUGUGUGUUGCACUGGUAAUUGUUGUUCUGUCGCUCGUGUUUGCACGUGUGGGGUAUAGUGACCAACUUACUCAGCAUUUAGAGCAUUUGAUCUCAGCAAAAAAUGGUUUGAAGGAAAUCUAUAAAUGCUCCAGCCGUCCUUGUCAGAACGGUGGGACGUGUGUUGACAUGGUGAAUUCUUAUCGGUGUCUGUGUUCUGUCGGGUACUACGGGACAAACUGCCAAGAAAUCAGUGAAUGUUCCAGUCGUCCUUGUCAGAAUGGUGGGACGUGUGUUGACAUGGUGAAUUCUUAUGGGUGUUUAUGUUCUGCUGGGUACUAUGGGACUAACUGCCAAGUCUUUGUGAACGGUUCCACAUACCGUCUUGUCGGUCUAAGUUUCAAUGGCGGACACGCUGGAAGAGUCGAAGUGUAUCAUAAUGGAAGUUGGGGAACAGUUUGCGAUGACAACUGGGGUAACAAUGAUGCCAAAGUUUUCUGCAAGUCCUUAAGUCUUCCCUAUUUCAGAGCACUUAGCCUACAAAGUGCGUAUUUUGGACAAGGUAAAGGAUACAUAUGGUUGGACGAUGUCCACUGCACAGGAUCAGAACCCAACAUUGGAUCCUGUAAUCACAGCGAUUGGGGAACCCAUAACUGUGGUCACCACGAAGACGCUGGCGUUUUUUGUCUUUGAAAACACAAAAUGCAUUAUUCAAAGAUAAUUAUCCGUUAGCUCAGUAAGUCAUGAUUAGUCCAGGUUAGGGUUAGCCUGAACUACAAAGUGAUGGGGAAACGUUGAGCUUGAAAAAAUAUAUUUAAUGUUUAUAUUCAAUACUUACAUAUAAGUUAAUCUUUAAGUUAGUUUGUACAAUUUAGUUUUGCACACUUUAAAAAAAUAGGGUAGUAAAUUAUGUAGAGCUUUUUUAAAAACCUUGAAGUGUGUAUAACAAAUUUAGAAUGCGCCAUAAAAUUAGUAAUAAUGAUUAUAGUAAUGAUGAUAUUUUAUACUAUCAUUAUUAUUAAAUCAAAGGAAGGUACAAUAAAAAAUGGUUACUUUUAAUGCAUUUCUUACAAAUAUCUUUCACUUAACUAUAUAUUAGACAGAGACAAGAAUGGACAAGUAAGAAUUAUAGGAAUACCUGUAUCACAUAAACUGCGUUCGUCACUGUUAGUGUGGAAUUGCACUGUCACUAGUUU
Messenger RNA from Lingula anatina, 2252 nucleotides. RefSeq names its product macrophage receptor MARCO-like. Gene Ontology annotation, biological process: zymogen activation. Lineage: Eukaryota; Metazoa; Brachiopoda; Lingulata; Lingulida; Lingulidae. Gene Ontology annotation, molecular function: calcium ion binding; serine-type endopeptidase activity. Gene Ontology annotation, cellular component: plasma membrane. The record is from RefSeq and is a predicted model, not a curated record.